AUGGGUGCCAGUCCUGCCUACGAAGGGACUCCGAACGAGUCCCAACUUCUUGAGCAGCUGCCGGAUGGGAUUGCGGCCCUCAUCCGCACGGCUUCCGGGACUCAGUACCUGAACGCGCUUGCAGUCGGCGCAUUAAAAUCAGGGUUUACAGAGAAGUUUUUCUACAUCUAUGAGCCAAUCUUCGUUGAUUUGGCUGCGCGCUGGACCCUUCCAGAGUCUGGCGUCGAUCAAAACGAAGUUAUAUCCGCGUUUGCACGAAUAUUACCGCUCGCUCCGCAUUUACGAUCCUUCGCAAGCCAAUAUGCCAUAUCCCGAGCUGGCCCUCUGUCGGCGUUGGCUGCGCCUAAUGCUUCGACUAAUCUGGAUAUAGACGACUUCACCAUUAGCACAUUACUACUCGCCAUUUUUCGUCUCCUUUCUUUCGAUGUAGAGGCCUUUUCACCUGCCAUCUCUCCAUCGCAACUACAGACAUUUUUCCGACAUGAGGACAAAGUGAUCCGAUAUCUUGCCGUCCGAUGCUUUUGUCUCUAUAUGCGUGCGGCUGAUGCGUCGACGGAAAGGAUUCUAUGGUCACAUUGUGGCGACGAUAUAGUGGAGGGUUAUUGGGAAGGCAUCAAAAUUGACUAUCGCUGUCUCGGGCUUUGGGAAGAGCGCCGUUGGGAAAUUUUGGAAAAACAACUCCGUUCGAUAAGGGCCACGCGGUCAUAUUCUGAGAGCCUUUCAAGAGUGGAGCAGUUGCGUGAAUUCCUCACUGCUCGAACCGCAGAAGUCUCUGGGGUAUUGAUCCCUCGCCAGGUUGAUACCUCACUCACACCAUCCGCAAUCGUGAAAACGCCUACAGCAGUAAGUAACUUGCGACGGAUUGCAGGGGCCCUCAUUACUCCUCAGCCAAUUCUUUUAAUUGGACUGCCGAACUCGGGCAAGACAAGCCUGAUAAAUGACGUUGCGGGUACUAUGGGCCAGUUGGAAUCAAUGGUGACUCUUCAUUUGAAUGAGCAAACAGAUGCCAAAAGCCUUCUUGGAAUGUAUUCAACUUCCCCGGCAACAGGAAGCUUUGCAUGGCAACCCGGUGUUCUGACCAAAGCUGCGAGAGAAGGUCGAUGGAUAUUGAUUGAAGACCUAGAUCGUGCUCCCUCCGAAGUUAUCGGUCUCAUCCUUCCAAUCAUUGAGAAGGGCGAGCUGACUAUAGCUAGCAGACGGGAGCGCAUUAAAUGUGCGGAAGGCUUUAAAAUUAUCGCAACAAUGAAGUCGUCGUACAAUAUCGCCGGAGAAGAGGUCGCCCCUAGUACUGCCAUCCUUGGAAGCCGACUCUGGAACAGGGUACAGAUUGAUCCGCUUACGAUAAAUGAGGUACAGGACGUGAUUGCGCAAAAGUUUCCUCUGCUCGAACGUCGAGUGGUCACGAUCAUGAACGUUUAUCAAAAGCUCUGCUCCUCGUUCCAUGGAAGCCUCGCCAUAAAAAGCUCCCAGGGUCGCACACCAGGUUUGCGUGAUCUCAUCAAACUCUGUAGUAGGAUGAACAAGCGACUCCAGCGACUUGGCGUUAAGACUGGAUACGAAGCCACUCCUGAAGGGAUUGACGACGAGAUCUUUCUCGACGUUGUGGAUAUAUUCCUCAAAUACCUACCAGAUACCACGUUAUCAGAUUCGUUAGCCUUGAAAGUCGCGGAAGCACUCCAUAUUUCACCGCAACGUGCCCGAUUCUGUCUACAUGAGCGAACGCCAGCGCUAUUGGACCAGGGAAACAGCCUCGUACUCGGUAGAGAGGCUUGCCGCAAGAUCAAGGUGCCAAGUAGCUCAGCUUCCAAAUUUGCAUCUGCUACGUCUCGCUUUGCCACAACGAGAGCCGCUUUGAAGUUAAUGGAGCAAGUUGCUGCUUCAGUCGAAAUGGCGGAGCCUGUUCUUCUUGUCGGAGAGACGGGUAUCGGUAAAACCACCGUUAUACAGCAUCUUGCUACAUUGAUGCGACAGAAACUCACGGUAGUGAAUUUAUCUCAGCAAAGUGAGAGUUCUGAUUUAUUAGGCGGCUUCAAGCCAGUCAACAUUCGUACAAUGGCCAUUCCAAUGUUCGACGAGUUCAACUCCUUGUUUGAAUUAACAUUUUCUGCGAAGAAGAACCAGAAGUUUCUCACUUCAAUUGCAAAGAAUGUUGCAAGCGGGAAUUGGGUGCGCUUAGUCAAUCACUGGCACGAAGCUGUUCGGUUAGCAGAUGGCGUCUUCAAGUCCGGCAACGGUGCCUCCCAGCCAGCAGAAGGUGAACAGCCCACCAAGAAAAGAAAACUGGAUUCACCCAAAUAUCAGCUCCUGCGACAAAGAUGGGAAAGAUUUGCAGCACAGCUCAACGACUUUGAAGCGCAAGUAGCUCAGGGCGAUGCCAAGUUCGCAUUUGCUUUCGUACAGGGAAAGAUUGUUCGUGCUCUGCGCAAUGGCGAGUGGGUGCUUCUUGACGAGGUUAAUCUCGCGUCACCCGAUACACUCGAAAACAUCGCAAGCCUCUUGCAUCAUGGCAGUGAGGGUUCACCCUCCGUUCUGCUUUCCGAGGCUGGUGAUGUAGAACGGGUAUUUGGACAUCCAGAUUUCCGAAUAUUCGGUGCCAUGAACCCAGCAACAGAUGCAGGCAAAAAGGACCUCCCACCGGGUCUUCGAUCCAGAUUCACCGAACUAUAUGUGCAAUCUCCCGAUAAUGAGCUGGAUGACCUUUUGUCAUUAAUCAAGAAGUACCUUGGGGACUUAAGUCUGAGCGAUUCCAGAGCAGCACCGGAUCUUGCCCAGCUUUACAUGGAAGCUAAGAAGCUCAGUAAUGAAAACAAGCUAACGGACGGUGCGGGCCAGCGACCACACUUUAGCAUUCGAACGCUCGUUCGUGCGCUUAUUUACGCUGCGGACCAUGCCCAAAUCUACGGCCUACGACGAGCAAUCUUCGAAGGGUUCUCCAUGAGCUUCUUAACCGUUUUAAGCCGUGAAUCUGAGGCGCUGUUGAUGCCGCUGCUUGAAAAGCAUAUUUUCAGUAAUGUGAAGAACAUCAGGGCAUUGCUUGGGCAGACACCCAGACCUCCCAGUGAUGGCCACGAACAUGUACAAUUCAAACAUUACUGGAUGCGAAGGGGUCAUUUGGUACCUGAAGAGCAACCUCAUUAUAUCAUAACCCCGUUCAUCGAAAAGAACCUCAAGAAUCUUGUGAGAGCGAGCUCUACCCGCCGAUUCCCCGUUUUGCUCCAGGGCCCAACAUCUGCAGGUAAAACCAGCAUGAUCGAGUAUCUCGCAAAGGUCUCUGGCAAUAAGUUCGUCCGAAUCAAUAACCACGAACACACAGAUCUGCAAGAGUACCUCGGAUCUUAUGUGUCCGAUGACGACGGAACCCUUCGAUAUCAGGAGGGUAUCCUGGUAGAGGCGCUACGGAACGGCUACUGGAUUGUCCUUGAUGAACUCAACUUGGCACCCUCUGACGUUCUGGAGGCACUCAAUCGACUUCUCGACGAUAACCGCGAACUGUUUAUCCCCGAAACACAAGAAGUGGUCCAUCCACACCCGAAUUUCAUGCUGUUCGCAACUCAGAACCCCGCGGGACUCUACGGAGGCAGAAAAGUACUUUCCCGCGCGUUCCGGAAUCGUUUCCUUGAAUUACACUUCGACGAUAUACCAGAGAGCGAACUGGAGUAUAUUCUCAAAGAACGAUCACAAAUAGCGCCAUCAUUCUGUACCAGGAUAGUCGCUGUGUAUCGAAAACUUUCUCUACUGCGCCAGGCAAAUCGGUUAUUCGAGCAGAAGAAUAGCUUCGCCACUCUGCGUGAUCUUUUUCGAUGGGCCCUCCGGCAAGCGGAUGACAAAGAGCAGCUGGCUAUAAAUGGUUUCAUGCUACUUGCAGAGAGAGUGAGGAACCCUCAGGAGAGGGCUGCUGUGAAAGGCGUUAUUGAAGAGGUCAUGAAGGUCAAGAUCGACGAAGAAGUCCUUUACAGCACUUCCGAGUUAGAUAAGCGUGCACCAUUGCUAAGGCAACUGACCCCUGGAAUCGUUUGGACCCGGGCUAUGAGGAGACUUUUCAUCCUGGUUUCUACAGCUCUUCAGAAUAACGAGCCCAUUCUCCUUGUGGGUGAAACAGGCUGCGGAAAGACUCAGCUGUGUCAAGCGGUUGCAGAUGCUUACCAGAAACAACUGCACAUUAUUAAUGCGCAUGUAAAUCUGGAAACAGGCGAUCUUAUUGGAGCUCAGCGGCCAGUACGGAAUAGAUCGGCUAUCGAAGACGCCAUGCUCAACGAUUUGCGAAUACUGUUGCAAGACGAGUCGAAGCCGUUCGAGGAGCUGAAGCAGAUUUUCGGCACACUCAGUGCCGAACAGCGACUAGAGUGCGAUCCACAGCUACUAAAGAAGAUCGAAAAGAAUCUUGCUCGAUUAAAUGCACUUUUUGAAUGGACUGAUGGAAGUUUGAUUACCGCCAUGAAGACAGGCCAGUUCUUCCUCCUGGACGAAAUAUCUCUCGCCGAUGACUCGGUGCUGGAACGGCUUAAUAGUGUGCUAGAGCCUCAUAGAUCGAUACUUUUGGCUGAAAAGGGCCCCAUUGACUCUAUGGUUGUCGCUGACAGCGGCUUCCAGUUUCUUUCAACCAUGAAUCCCGGAGGCGACUACGGAAAGAGAGAACUCUCUGCUGCCCUCCGGAACCGGAUGACAGAGAUUUGGGCUCCGCAAUUGUCUGAAGAUGAGGACAUUCUUCCCAUUCUUCAAAUGAAACUAGAGACGCAAUUGGAGCAAAUCCCUCGGGCGAUGUUACAAUUUGCAAAAUGGUUCAAACGCACGUUUCAAGGCUCCUCAACCAAUUCACUUUCCAUUCGCGAUCUUUUAGCUUGGGUUGAUUUUGUCAAUAAAUGCCAGGGCUCGGAUCCCUUGUUCGCUAUUAUUCAAGGUGCUGCAAUGGUAUUCAUAGACACACUGGGUGCAAACCCGGCUGCGAUGCUCGCAACCACGUUGCAUAACCUUGAAGGAAAUCGCAAACUGUGUCUGGACAAACUUGAGGAACUAUUCAACGUGGAUGCGUCGAAUAUCUAUAUGCAAAAAUCCGAUAUUGGUGUUCAAGACCAGGCAUUGCGUAUUGGGCCCUUUUACCUCACAAUUCAGGGUGAUGCUCAACCUGACCCGGAUUUCAUCAUGGAUGCGCCUACAACUAUUGCCAACUCAGUACGCAUUGCCCGUGGGCUGCAAUUAGCGAAACCAAUUCUUCUUGAAGGUAGCCCUGGCGUGGGUAAAACUACGCUAGUGACUGCUCUUGCUCGAGCCCUCGGGAAACCGCUUACCCGGAUUAACCUGUCUGAGCAAACGGACCUUACCGAUCUAUUUGGAUCUGAUGUCCCUGUGGAAGGUGGCGACGUAGGUCAGUUUGCGUGGCGGGACGCCCCCUUCCUACAAGCUAUGCAGCGUGGCGAUUGGGUACUCCUAGAUGAGAUGAACUUGGCCUCUCAGUCUGUGCUUGAAGGUCUCAAUGCUUGUCUUGACCACCGUCAGAUGGUCUAUAUUGCCGAACUUGACCAAACUUUCAAACGUCACCCAAAUUUCGUCCUUUUCGCGGCACAAAAUCCGCAUCACCAAGGAGGCGGUCGAAAAGGGUUGCCUGCUUCUUUCGUCAACCGAUUUACUGUGGUGUAUGCUGACAGUUUCACCGACACUGACCUGAAACGCAUCUGUGCCAGACUGUAUCCUGGCAGUCCUAUUACGCAGACCGAGCGGCUAGUUGACUUUGUCUCCAUCUUGAACGUUGCUAUAGUCCAAGAAAGGAGACUGGGAGUUCUGGGAGGUCCCUGGGAGGUCAAUCUACGUGACAUUCAGAGAUGGCUUCAAUUGGCUGAUCGCGGGACUUUGCAAAUACACACGAAGAACUUCCUCGAUAUAAUCAUCUCCCAGCGAUUUAGAUGUCAGGAAGAUCGAGAGCGGGUCCGCCACCUAUACGAACGUGUCUUUGAUGGUGUCUCCACGGCAGCCAAAAGUUAUUAUCAUAACAUGACAACAGAAUGCAUGCAGGUUGGCCUUGGAGUGAUGCGAAGGGAUAUGUUGCUGCAAGAAACUCCCAAUCCGCAUCUCAAGGUACUGCCGAGGGAUCUGUCUAUCCUCGAAUCUCUCAUGCUUUGCAUUGAACAGUCAUGGCCUAGCAUUCUGGUGGGAGCUUCAGGAUGCGGUAAAACAACAUUGAUAAGAAAGCUUGCUGCCAUUAACGGAGCCAACUUGGUUGAACUAGCUUUGAGCGCGGAUACCGAUACAAUGGACCUCGUUGGAGGCUUCGAACAGAUCGACCACAACAGAGAGACGUCGGCUCUUUUAGAGGAUAUUUUGCUGUUCGUGAGACGACAUAUACUCUCCAGCUGCCCGUCCGAAACCUCUCAAGAAGAGACGUAUACUUUGAUUGAACUGUAUGAACGGCUACAGAGCCCUGACUUGUCGCUGGAGCUAGUGUGCACGUUAUUAGAAACUGCUCGCCAGCGUUACGGGGACCCUGCAUUAGAGCGACUACUCGAUCGAUCGCGAACCCUAUUCCAGGUUUCCAAGGAAUCAGAGAGUUUCAAAGUUGGAUUUGAGUGGACUGAAGGUGUUUUGACGCAGGCCGUCCAGAAGGGAGACUGGGUUGUUCUUGACAACGCCAAUCUCUGCAACCCUUCUGUCCUUGAUAGACUCAACUCCUUGACUGAACCGAAUGGGUCUCUCAUUUUGAACGAGCAGCGCACUGAAGAUGGAAACGCCAGGGUUAUCAAGCCUCACCCGAAUUUCAGACUUUUCUUGACGAUGGAUUCGCGGAACGGAGAGCUCUCUCGUGCUAUGCGAAAUCGAUGCGUUGAGAUCUGCAUUUUGCCCCAAGAGGAUGUACCUCAGGACCAUUUUUCCACUCCCACCUACACCAGCCAGUCCUCCCUCUACCGUCUGCGAUCCCUUUGGACAUAUGGUUCUUCUGAUGAAUCAGGACAAGUGACUGACUCAUCGUACGAGAUCCGCCUCGACCACCUGUCAAUCUCUGACCUAGCGUAUCUCCAGCAGUCGCGACAUCUUAUCUCACCGUAUCUGACUGACAUUGAGGCUGGCCAGUUUUCGAGACUUUUGAAUCGCUACGUAUCAGUCAUUCAUGACAACCAAUACUGCCAACCCUUUGAUGCUCUCAAGAAGACUGUCAAUCUAGGUGAUGCUGUUUUCGCUAUUCAGGGUCAUUCACAGCCUCUUCAUCCUUUGGUCAAUGAACCUCUAGCUCUUGUGUUGGAACAGGAUCUUCCCCUCGACUUGCUUAUUCUACUGGCACAUUUACAGGAGUCGAAGAGAGACCUACAUCGCCUUAAACAGGCCCUAUUGCUUGCAGAGGAAUCCAGCCACUCUCUUAAGCCAAGCCAAAUGACUCGGCUGCAGCGGUCUUUAGCCUCAAAACGCAUACCUGCCUUGCUGAAGGAUUCAACGCAGCCAGUUGGCAGAUUCCUUUCGCAUUGUGGACAGGCCUUAUACGACUUUGUUCAAAGUCUGGACCUCGAUUUCCUCCGCCACCACGAUCCGAUGCCCCCUCUUCGGGCAGUCAUCAGAUUCUGCACAGAUAUGCUUAGAAUAACAGCAUCUAACGAAGUCGACGAAGGCAAAUUUUUGAUCUACCUUCAGAUUGGCAAAUCAUUGUGCGCAUCAAUAUUCGAUUCAGGUGCUGCCUUCAACGCAUUGGCUCAUUCUAUAUCUCAAGCACUUGAGCGGUUCCACGAAAAUUGGGCUCUUACUACAGGACUCGGAAUGCAGAAGCUCUGGGAAUCGUGGAGACCAGCAACAGCAUCAACUCCCGCUCAGUUGGCAUCCAUGUUAGACCUGGAAAAGGUCGCGUCAGAGUUCAUGCAUAUUGCAAACCGCACGCGUCUUGAUCUGUCUCAAUUAAGCCAAGUGCGUAGCUCAUUGGUUGAAACACAGAGAUUACUACUUAUGGAAGGCGCUGAUGAAGGAAAUCUUGUGCAAGGACUUCGACAAACAGUCACGGGUUUGGCAAGUGUGGUGCAAGACUCCGAACUGGCUCCAAACCCGUAUUUUUCGAACGAGUUUGAAAUACUAUGCCAGUAUCACGACAUUGCUGCUCUCAAGGACGGAAGCUCUUCGGCUGCUCAAACCGCCAUUCAAUCUGUGUUAGCUCUACUGGCUGGUCGCCCUGCCCAGCCUUUGAACUCGUCGAAACUGCAAAGUCGAGUUCCGGAUAUUCUUCAUCGGUUGUCCCUCUUCUCAGGAUAUCAGCGGUCGUCCGGGUCUGGAACCGCUGUCAGUGGAACUGUGUCUCUGUCGCUGCUCAACAAAUUAGCUUUUGUUGAUCGGGUCACUCUUGGUCAAAUGGACGCCCUGGAACUUGAAAAGCUGACACUUUCAAAGGCAUUGACUCUAACCAGCCGAGAAAUUGCAUUAGAUCAGCUCAAGCUUCUCCGACAGGCACUUUUGGAGCUUACCGCGGAGUUUGUUGAUGUUCACAAAGAGUUCUUUAACCCGCAGUCCUUUGAGCAACUGGUGACUCUACUACGUUUGGCAGGAAAGCGAGGCUUGCCACCCAGUUUGCUCUCAUUGAAUAUUCGCCUUGCGCAGAACCUACCGAACAACCACUACUUCAAAACUAUUGCUGAUAAGGCACUUCCAAAGCUAGUUACAGCCCUCUUGACUAGGUCUACAGGCGAAGAUGCCGCGCAAGAUACUGCAAGCGCCUUGGUACAACUCGCGGUUAUUUUGCUCUGGCUUUUUGUUCCUGAUAAACCAUUCGAUCCUUCGCUAAGCUUGGUAGUGGAGAGGGAACGGCAUUAUCAGCGGGUUGCUGAACUUACCGCAAAAGCUGAUGCUAUCACGCUGUUCGAGCAAGUCUUCUCUGGACAGUCGACAAACAUCAGGAAGGAAAUUGUGCAAGGCGAAUUGAGCAACCUCGGCUCGGCUCCUCCGCCUUCCUCUGUCACUCGACCAGCGACUUCAGAAAUCAACGUCCUUCAUGGUGAAUUUUCCAGUAUCAUCAAAUCCGUUCUCCGUCGCAAUCCCGAAAAAUUGAUCAACGCAACUAAGAAGGAUGCCGAGAACGAGCGGAUGAGAAAGCUGCUUCGUGACAACAUUCAGCAAUUGAGCAAGCGUUUGAGUACGAACUACAGAUCCUUCGAUGAUAUCACUAUUCUUGUUGUUCGCUUUUUGCAGAUACUUGACCUUGGUCUUUCCCUCAGCUCAACUUCCAACCAUGAACCGUGUGAGACAGCUCUUUUGCGGACCGUUUCUGGGACGACCCCCUUCCUUGGAGCUUCUGACCUACCGAUCAUAUCGUCCGAAAAUGGUUCUCCUAGUCACGAUUCAAAGCACGCAAUGGACUCUUGGUUCCAUGACUUAUCAUUCUUCAGGGUCGCUGAAACUAUGGAGCCUGGCCUUUUGCGGACCAAAACUGGCCGAGAAUCUCUUCUUCGUGUUGUUGACAAAUUCUACAUUCUGUGGAAGGCAAAACUGAAAGAAGACCAGGAGGAAUACGCCCGCAAGAAUGAGAUGUAUCACUUUAAAGGCUCUUGGGAGGAUAGUGAAGAGGUUGAUGCAAAUGAGCUAUACCAGCUCUUCCCGACAUACGAAGACGGUGCCGAACAGGUUAUAGAUUUGCCAGAUGCAGCUGAUCCAAAAGUUGUUUCGGUUCGACUUGCCGACCUUCAUGCGAAAUUGUUUGAGUAUGCAGAUAGCCAGACAGUGCUGUUAGACUACGUCAAACACUCUGCCAUGCUGCUAGGUUCAAUCUGGUCUGACAACGACUACUUGCCUUAUUCAAAACUGGCCCCAAAGGAGCAGAUAUCCGCCAUCCUGCUGUUGCUGGAAGAGGACCUUGCGAAGAGGACCACCACCUCGGCUAAAAACUAUAAUUUCUACACCGACCAGAACCCAGCUGAAGCCAAGAAGCUCCUUAUUCUGACACGUUCUAUCCAAGCCCGCUUUGUUCAGAUACAACAGGCCUGGCCCGAUCAUGCAGUUCCCGGAGACGUAAUCUCGGUCUGCAAGGAGAUAUACCAGUUCAGACAUACCGAACCCGUCGCGAAAUUUCUGACAAAGGUCGAGAAGCUUCAUUCGCUGGUCCAUGAAUGGCAGCUCGUAGCCAGCCGAGAGUAUUCAGCAGCAUCGUACUACGAUGAACUUACGAACCUAAUAAUAUCCUGGCGGCGAUUGGAGUUGUCAACCUGGGCAAAGCUCCUGGAUCUCGAGAAAGACAAAUGUGUCCAGGGCGUGAGUUCAUGGUGGUUCAUCAUCUUUGAGGCACUUAUCCGAGCUCCGAUUCAGAUUGCUGAAUCAGGGACGACAGACCUGAGUGACCAUGUGCAAGAGGUGGUUGGUACCUUAGAGCAGUUCACCCACUCAACGACGCUAGGAGAGUAUAGUGAGCGUCUCCGGCUCAUCAAGGAUUUCCGAGCUCUCCUCUCUCUCUAUGUCCAGGAUUAUCCGUCACUGAAGCAGCUCGUAUUCGCACUAGACAAUUUCCUCCAAUAUUACGCUCAAUUUGAGCCUGCGGUGUCUAAGUUUCUGAUCGACAAGCGGUCUUCUUUGGAGAAGGAUAUCAAGGAACAGAUACAGCUCGCUAGCUGGAAGGAUACUAAUAUUGUUGCGCUUAGAGAGAGUGCUAAGCGAUCGCAUGUCAAACUGUUCAAGCUGGUGCGUAAAUACCGCGAGGUUCUGGGCCUGCCAGUUGAGCAGAUCCUGAGCCAAGAUAUGCCUGAAGGUAAUGAGGAAACUGGCGUUUUCGGUCGUGAGCAGAUCUUCUCUUCUGCAAGUACUCCAGAGGCAUUGAUCAUUUGUGAGAAAGGCAAAGUGUGGUCCACUCGACCUCCUCGAUUCAUGAACCCUGAAGGCACAGUUAAGAGCAUGCUAACCAUGUAUACCUCAAUUCCGGAUGAGUUCGAUGUUGGUAACGACUUGAGCGGUUUUGUUCGAUUCUUCCUUGAAAGCAUCAAAGAAUUUCGGACUCAGACCCCUAAGGUCCUGACGGAGGAAAACAAGCCAGAUGUUCAACACCUGAAAGGCCAGAAACGCCGGUUCUAUGCGGACACUUUGCGGCAGCUCCUCGAGAUGGGUGUCAAGCGUAAUGCCGGCACUGACUUGAUCGAAUCGCAGGCUACCGUUGCUAAAGUGCUUGCCACUAGUCCCUCUCUCCCAGCCCAUCCAGCGGUAAUACAACUAGUUGAGGCUUGUGAUCGUUAUUUCUACAGGCUUCUAGAUCUAGUUCCACGUGCUCGUCAAGCUUCGCGCAGCUACUCAGAGGAACUCAGUAAUGUGGAAGUGUCACGGAGUUUGGGGUCCAUGGAGCAUCUUUUGUUCAUGAUCAGGAAACAGAGAGCCGCUGCUUCCUCGGCUCUAUCGGAUCUGGCAAAUCUCCAGUCUAUUCUCGCCAAGGUGUCUAAUCUCUGGAAAUCAGGAGCGUCAUCCAUCAUUCGGUCCAACUACCAUGCCGUGAGCGGAAAGCAGGAAGUAACAACAGCAAUUGCAUGGCUAGGGCCCACGCUUGGGGUUGCCUCAACAGUCGUGGAGCUGCAUUCCAAAUUUUCUGGAAUUGAUUCAUCAGAAAUCUCCAAUGGUCUGCAGACAUGGAAAGACACGUUUUACCGCCUCAGGCAAUCCAUCAAACACCUUCCUGAGCUGCCGAGUGGAGUUACUUCUAAACUCCAUCAGCAUACUUUCGACGACGCUGCAUCGUCUCUAGACCAAUUGAAGACUGAUAUCACCAAGUGGGCUCGAGACCGACCUGAUCUCACCUUCGUCCUAGAUCAAUUGCUCCGCUGGACCAAGGUCAAGAUGGGCCCCGCUAAGUUCGUUGAAGAUGUGGAUGCAUUAACGAUUGAGGACUUUGACUCAAGCCUUACUGCAGCCACGGAUAAGAUUCUUGUCAGCCUCCAGAAACUUAAGGAAGUUCCAUCCUCGAUCACCUCCGCCGGUUUCCUCUCUCGAAGUGAUGAGUUCUUCACUAGAGCUUUGAAAUCGGCACAUCUGGCUGAUAUUACAAAGGCUCUCAUCGAGGUCCUGGAAACGCUGCAUCGUGUUCAGGAACACUCCGAUGUUGGUAUUCCUUUGGCAGUUGCACUACUGGCAAGCCUGCUGCCCAUAAUGAACAAGUAUUACGAUAUCAGUCAAGAUAUUGUGGGUCGCUUCUUGAACGUGCACCGAGAGACUUGCAAGAUGUCCUAUGUACUUGCCAAGUCCUUCAUUCAGGUUUCAUCUGAAGGCUUCUGUAGCCCACACGAAGAAUCAACAGAGGAAGGCCAGUCUGGAAAAUUGGAAAGCGGGACAGGUCUUGGUGAAGGAGAAGGAGCCGAAGACAUCAGCAAAGACGUUGGAGAUGACGAGGACUUGUCGGAGCUCGCACAACAGGAGCAACAAGAAGGGGCUGGAGAAGACAUUGAUAAAUCCAAAGAUGCCGUGAACAUGGACCAAGAAGACCUGAAGGGAGAGGAGGGUGAGCAUGAAGAGGAAGAAGACGGGGAGAAGGACGAAAGUGGCGAUGAGGGUGAGGAGGAUGAUAUUGAUGAAGAGGUGGGCAGUGUCAAUGACUUGGACGUAUCUGCCGUGGACGAGAAGAUGUGGGACGGCGGUCAUGACGAGCAACAGAAGGAGACGGAAAAUGAAGAAGGGAAAGGUGCUUCGGAGGCCGACCAACAAGCGGCAGCACCGGAGCAGAAAGAAGGCGAGAAAGGGGAAGAGGGUGACAAAGAAGGUGAAGAAGCGGAGGAAGAAGAUGAGGAAGAGGAAGAAGAAGCUCCGGAUGACGAGGGCGAGGCUGUUGGUCGCGAGGAUAUGGACGUUACGGACCCUCAGGCUCCGGAACAGGAAACCCUCGAUCUCCCAGAUGAGAUGCAGCUUGAUGGUGAUGAGAAAGGUAUGGAUGACGAGGAUUUCGGUAGCGAUGAUGGGCUUGAUGAUCUUCCUGAUGCUCCUAAUGAUGAGCAAAUGGACGAAAAGCCGGAUGAGAACAUUGAGGAAGAGGGUCCUGGUGACCUGCCUGGGGAAGAGGAAGAAAUCAAUCCGGACGAAGAAGCUCCACCAGAAGAAGAAAAUGCCAAUGCUGCCGAAGGCGAAGACGAGGCACAGGCACCUGCUGAGGAGCCCGAGGAAACCCAGCAAGAUGAAUUCCUCGCUCAAAGGGAUGACAAUGAGACUGCCGGAGAAGAAGUUGCUCCCAGCGAAGCCGUUAAUGGUGGUCUUGGUGCCGAGCAAGACCAGAAUCAAGAAAAAGGAGCUUCCGGCAACGCACAGCAACAGGAUGGCUCUACAGAUCCCUCUGUCGAGCCUAAGCAACAAACCGGUGCUGCCAAGGAGGGUGAAGAAAAUGAGAGGCAUAGGGAUGCGGGAGGUGGGGAUGAUAUCAAUCCGGAAGACCCUCAGUUACAGGCGUUUAAGAAGCUAGGCGAUGUCCUUGAACAAUGGCACCGCAGACAAAAAGAAAUCAUGAAUGCCUCGAAACAGGAGGAAGGUGAGACAGACGAACCUCUGCCACAGGACACAGAGAUGGGCGAUGCAGAUUUUGAGCACCUGGCAGACCAAGAUGAUGUCGCAGAUACCCAGGCGCUUGGCCAAGCCAGCGAAGAACAAGCCAAAGCCCUGGACCAGAACAGGGGCGUGGAGUCGGAUGUCAAACCUACCGAUCAGGAAAUGCUUCCCGACGCGUCGGACGAGCCCCAAGCCCUCCCAGAAAAUGAACUGGAGGAUGCAAUGCAAAUGGAUCACAAUGGCGCUUCUACGGAAGACCAGGCCGCCGGCGCUUUCAUUCCAGGAGCAUCGCACGCCCAACAGAACCAAAGUGAUGCUCAAGCCCAACCAGCAGAAAUCGAGCAGCUGGACGAAGUUGACUCACACUUAGCUGCCAUCCACCUCUCCUCGACUCUACCUCCCCUAACCCCGCGAGACGAAGCACAACGCCUCUGGUCGAAGUACGAAUCCGCGACAAACGACCUCUCUCUCUCGCUCACUGAACAGCUCCGCCUCAUUCUAGCACCAACCCUCGCAACCAAACUCCGUGGUGACUACCGAACUGGUAAAAGGCUCAACAUCAAGCGCAUCAUCCCGUACAUCGCCUCCCAGUACAAGCGUGACAAAAUCUGGAUGCGACGCUCCGUGCCCUCCAAACGCAACUAUCAAAUCAUGCUUGCUGUCGACGACAGCAAGUCCAUGCUCGAGAGUGGCAGCGGCCAACUCGCCUUUGAAACCCUCGCCCUUGUCGCAAAAAGUCUAAGCAUGCUCGAAGCUGGAGACCUCUGUGUCCUUGGUUUUGGCAGUGAAGACCACGUCCGUGUCGCCCACGAUUUUGGCAAGCCCUUUUCAUCUGAGGCAGGUGUCCAGGUCUUUCAGAAUUUCAGCUACCAGCAAACUGGCACCAACGUGCGCAAGCUUAUCGCCGACUCGAUCGCUCUCUUUCGGGAAGCGCGUUUCAAGCAAUCUCCUGCUGGCGGCAGUGCCGACCUUUGGCAAUUGGAGCUGAUUAUCUCGGACGGCAUCUGUGAGGACCAUGAAACAAUCAGACGCCUUGUCCGCCAGGCCCAGGAAGAACGGAUCAUGAUCGUGUUUAUCAUUGUGGACGCUCUGAAGGGGAACUCUAUCCUAGACCUCACGCAGGCGAGCUUUGAGCCGGAUAACGAGAGCGGUACUGGUGAGAUGAAAUUGAAAAUGAAGCGAUAUCUGGAAGGAUUCCCCUUCCCCUAUUACCUUGUUGUGCGGGAUGUGAGAGAACUCCCUGCUGUUUUGGCUACGGCAUUGAAGCAAUGGUUUGCGGAGGUUGUUGAUGUUUCCUCUUAG
Molecule: messenger RNA, 14754 nt
Organism: Aspergillus nidulans FGSC A4
Lineage: Eukaryota; Fungi; Ascomycota; Eurotiomycetes; Eurotiales; Aspergillaceae
Product: AAA family ATPase midasin
Exons: 2
Coding region: 1-14754 (4917 amino acids)
Biological process (GO): ribosomal large subunit assembly
Cellular component (GO): nucleolus; nucleus; nucleoplasm
Molecular function (GO): ATP binding; ATP hydrolysis activity
Source: RefSeq, a predicted model, not a curated record